AUGGGUCUGCGAACCAUGAACUGGGACGAGUGGAUUGAACUGGACAACCACUAUCCUAGGUUCCAUGCAGACAAGAAGCGCCGCAUCGAAGAACGAGGCAGCAAGUGCUUCCAUACACACCCAAGCCCGCAAGUCUUCGAUGGUGCUGUGGAGCUUCUCGAAGAGCUCUGUGGCUACCUACCUGAGCGUUACCCAAGCAUGUUUCGUAAGACUGAACAUGGAAUGGUUAACUUGUUUGCGGACGAGACUUUCGACAUCAGGAAGGAUGUCUUAACGAUGAACGGCAACCGUGAAGAUCCUAUGCAGAUGGCUGCACGUAUGGUGCAGGAUGACCUGGCAAUCAUGUUUGAGAAGGAGGAUGGUCAGAUGUACCUACUUGCUGGAGCAGUUUUGCUGGCAGGUUUCUGGCGUUUGCAGGAUAAGUUGGGCAUGUCUCUUGACGAGAUUCACUACAGCGGCGACGUUCCUGGUUACCACGACAAACUCCGCAAAGGCAUGAACAACUUCUUUCGCCGCAUCAAACCCGAAGCCCCUGUCAAACGCAACAACUACUUCCUACAAGUGGAUGAAGAUCUCGCUUGGUCUUACAGCAUCGGAUCCGAGGACGCUGGUGAGCCCUCCUGGGAUACUGCCGCUGCCAAUCGCGCUAUCGAACAUCAUUACUUCCGCUCCGAAUGUCAAUCACUUCGUCGUCUACCCAGAUCUGGAGGCGUUUUGUUCACGAUCCGUACCUACUUCCACCCCAUCACAGACAUUGCAGAAGAGGAUUAUGUGCCAGGGAGGUUGGCUAGUUCGAUCAGGAGUUGGGGUGAUGAUGUUAGCAAGUAUAAGGGUAAGGCGAAGUAUGGUGAUGUACUAUUGAAUUAUCUGGACAAAAAGCACGAGGAGCAAGUGGCCAAUGGAUUGGACUUGAGCAGGGAGGAUGAGUGCAGAGCGUAUCCAUACUGA
This is a messenger RNA of Aureobasidium musti, 948 nucleotides long. The record is from the annotation of a GenBank genome assembly. Lineage: Eukaryota; Fungi; Ascomycota; Dothideomycetes; Dothideales; Saccotheciaceae.